This is a messenger RNA of Vigna angularis (adzuki bean), 854 nucleotides long. RefSeq names its product stress-related protein. The record is from RefSeq and is a predicted model, not a curated record. The coding region runs from base 284 to 721 and encodes 145 amino acids. Lineage: Eukaryota; Viridiplantae; Streptophyta; Magnoliopsida; Fabales; Fabaceae. The transcript has a single exon.
UGCAUCCUUGAACAAAGAUGGCUCCCUCAAGUCAAUAUUAAUAUAACAAGGCAUAUUGAAAUAGCAAACUAUGCAUUCUCUCUCCAUAAAUAGCCUAAAUCUAAUAUUCUUUCAAAUCUUAAACUCACCUCUAAUUUUCAUUUCUAUUUUUAUUCAUCUUAAUUAAUUCCCUUUUUCCUUUCCUUAUAAUCAUAUUUACUAUUUAUUUAUUUUUCAUUCACUCCUUUUUCGUUUUUAAAAUUAAUUUCAGGUGGAUAAUCAACUUGCCGUCAAAGUUCUCACAAUGCGCUGCGCCGCCGUCUCCAGCGUCCGCACCGUUGAGGAAACCGUCAAGAGCGUCAUCGGUCCUGUAUACGAAAAGUUCCACCUGGUUCCCGACGAGCUCCUCCGCAUUGCCGACCGCUCCGUCUACCCCGUACAGCAUCCUCAAGCGCCUGCACGGAGCACGGCCUCCGACAUUGCCGCAGCCGUCUACUCCAAGUGCAAACCGGCGGCGAAGGAGGCGUACGAUAGGUUUGGUGCCAAGGUGGAGCACUGUGCGGAGACGACAAGGCAGCGGCUGUUCCCUCCGGCGCCGAAUACGUCGUGUUGGAUGGAGAAGUACAACGAAAAAGUUGUGACGGCGGCGAAGAAGAGUUGUAGGGUUCCGGCAUUGGUUCCACCGGAGAGGAUAGCGAGGAUGCUUGAUAAACGAGUACCUCAAAAUCCCUUCCAUAGUUAAUAUUAUUGCACAAUAGGUUUUAUUGGUUUUGAAUUUUAACAGUUUUGCUAUAUUUUUAUUUUGAAAAGACAUUUAAGAAGAAGUUUAAUAUAAGAUACCACAAGAGCCUCUUCAACCAUAGGAGAGUUUUGCU